Molecule: messenger RNA, 3139 nt
Organism: Cephus cinctus (wheat stem sawfly)
Lineage: Eukaryota; Metazoa; Arthropoda; Insecta; Hymenoptera; Cephidae
Gene: RhoGAP68F
Product: rho GTPase-activating protein 1
Exons: 10
Coding region: 331-1773 (480 amino acids)
Biological process (GO): small GTPase-mediated signal transduction; negative regulation of endocytic recycling
Cellular component (GO): cytoplasm
Molecular function (GO): GTPase activator activity
Source: RefSeq, a predicted model, not a curated record
AUAUCACUCGUUGGAAAAUUUAUCCUGUUUUAUGAAUAGAUUGUGCUCCGUUCUGUGACAGGAGUCGAUAAAUACUCGAGUAUAUAUUCUUGAUUGUAGUCUCUAGGCAAAAAGAUUAUAAAACAUCCUAUCCUUCGAGUUGUGUGGACGAAACGUAUUUUAGUAUCGACAUGUUCUACGAAUGUAAAAAUAGAUAUUGCAAAAAUACAGUCUGCUUGACUGCAGAUGUCAAUGUUUAGUAGGAAUAUUGAGCCCAGUUAUAAAUACGAUUCUAAAUCUUGAACGAUAUAAAUAAUUAAUAUUCCUCUGUGACAUAAAGGAUAAUUCAAGAUGCAAAGCAACAUCAUGAAACCUGUAAACAAUGAUGGUGAAGAUCCUUAUCCAAGCCUCUCGGAUUAUCAUGAUUACGAACCAAACUUGGAGUUUGAUGAUACGGAACUACAGGCAACAGCAGACAAUGCAGUGGAAUUGUUAGAAGAAAAAUUGGAGUUGAGCGCAAGUGGUGCAGGCACAGGAUUGGAUUAUUUGGAAAGUCCAGUCAGUGAUGGAACAAUCGAAGAAAACUUUGAAGAAGCUCUAGUAGAUGCUCCAGUUAUCGAAACCGCAGAUGAUCUCGCCGCACUCGACGGAGAACUUGCAGAUGAGGAGGAUUAUUUAGAUAUCGCAAGACUCGGAAUUGUCGAAGUUGUCGGGGAUGACAGUGCCGGGCGUAAAGUUAUUGUUGUGUCCGCUUGUAAGUUACCUCCAAUCGGAAAAGAAGUCUUCAAUCACGCUAAGCUCCUCAGAUAUCUAACACACACGUUAGACACGUUUGUAGAGCAAGACUAUAGUUUAGUAUACUUUCACUAUGGUCUCACUUCAAAAAAUAAACCAUCGUUGUCCUGGUUAUGGCAAGCAUAUAAGGCUUUCGAUAGGAAGUAUAAAAAAAAUUUGAAAGCCCUAUACCUAGUACACCCAACCAACUUUAUCAGGAUCGUAUGGCAAAUUUUCAAGCCAGCCAUCAGUGCAAAAUUCGGUCGGAAGAUGAUGUAUGUUAAUUAUUUGGAGGAAUUGGCACAGUACAUAAAUCUCGACCAGUUGAUUAUUCCUUUACAAGUCUUAGAACAUGACGAGCAGUUGAUGAUUAAAAACAAAAGGUGUGUGCCAACGAGUACAGCACCAACUGCAGUGGUCACACCAAUCGGAACCACACAAUUCGGAGCAAGUCUUCAAUUUAUUAAAGAAAACAAUAACAAUGAUCCAAUACCACCAAUUGUACGACAAUGCGUGGAAUUUCUUGAUACUCCUGAUGCGUUGGAGACAGAAGGUAUAUUCAGAAGAUCCGCUAACGUCGCUGUUGUCAAAGAGCUACAGAGUCGUUGUAAUCAAGGACUGCCUGUAGAUUUUCAAUGCGACCCUCACAUAGCAGCCGUCUUGCUAAAAACGUUCCUGCGCGAGCUAGAAGAGCCGCUUAUGACGUAUGAACUCUAUGAUGAGAUCACACAGUUCCAAUCCUUGUCAAAAGACGAACGUCCACGGAGAGUGAAGAUUUUAGUCCUGGAGAAAUUACCCGAAGACAACUAUCAGCUUUUGAAAUACAUCGUGCAGUUCCUUUCGAGGGUAAUGGACAGGAGUGAUCUGAAUAAGAUGACCUCGAGUAAUCUAGCUGUGGUGUUUGGUCCAAAUCUCGUGAGAGCUCCACCGUCUCAGGGCUUGUCGUUAUCGGCGAUAGGUCCCAUUAAUCAAUUUAUUGAUUUUUUGUUUACUUAUCAGGACAAAAUCUUCAUCAUUUAAGUACAGAGCAUUGUCGGACGAUAGUCAAAGGCCUAAAUGCAAACCAAAUUAUUAGUUUAUAUUUAUUUCAGAAAAAAGAAAACUAUAUAUCACUAUUGGAUUGUUCCGAUCCGAUUAUUAAUGUAUUUAAGAUAAAUUAGCAAGCAACAAUUUAUUAACUAAUCUCGCCCGGGUUUUAAUGGUAAUUAAAUUUAUUCUUUAUUUUGUGCCAAUGCUUGCGUCAAGUAUGAUAUUACGAUUUUUCAUGAUGCAUAAAUCUCAUACUAUUUAUCACUGAGUUGAGAAACUAAGUAAUAUAAUAUUCGCAACAGUCUUAAUACGUUAUACGUCCUGCUGUGCGAUUUUCAUAUCGUUCUUUGACCCAGAUUAACUUCUGUUAGCCAAUGAUUCGAUGCAACGUACAGCAAUAUCGUUUACAGAGUACACGAGGCGAACGGUAAUUGCCUUAUAACAUUUUUAUUAAUGAUAAAACCGUCUCUAAAAAAUAUCUUUGCACAACGGCGAGACUUGCAAAGAAAAAAAAAAAAGAACCUCGCAAAAUCGGAUAUAAAUAUUCACACAAAUAAUUAGUAGAAGCGAUUGCACAAUAUUUAUGAAUCGACUGCGCGAUGGAAGUCGCAAAAGUCAUUCACUAGGGGUCAACUACGAGAAAGUUGGUUUAACGUUACAAGUCAGUCUUUUUGAAUGAGUGUAUAUUUAUACGAAAACGAAAGAGAGUAAAAAAAGAUAUGUAAGAUUGUAUACCAAAGAUAAGUGAAAACGUCAUUCAGUUAACAUAAAACGUGUUAGCGUUACCCACAAGUUAGAUUAAUCUCAAAUUCGAUAUUUUAGUAAUGUAAUUACGUCAUACAGAAUGCCUCCGUGACCACACAGCGCUAGGAUACGAUUUUAUCAUUAAGGAUGAGUAUCGUUUUUCUAUUGAUGUGGUUUGCAUUCAGACUAGAUGAAAAUAUUGUCUGCGUGGCGAGAUAUAGUUUUACAGGCAAUUCUAUGUAAUCAUCAAAAAUUACAUUCCAUGUUAUAUAAGAUUGGCGGAGAAGUUCACUUAGCCAUAUACGUCUAUCUGCCAAUUGACAUAUAGGAAGGAUGUGCUUAGAUCAAAUGAAAUAUGUCAGAUUUCUAGAAAUGUGUGACUGUCAGCAUAUCCUGUAUUAUAAAUAACGUGUAAAUAUUAUCUAAUAAUAGUGUAUAAAAGAAAGAAAAGAAGUAUAGUUUAGAGUACGUAGCAUUAAUUUUUAAAUAAAAAGGAAGUAGAAAUCAGAGAGUGAGGUGCGAAGGAGAUAGGAUGGUGCAUUAAUGUAUACAGACCUAUUGUGGAAUACACGAUGAUGUCUUAUGCUGGCAUAAAGAAUGAUGAUCGAAUCUA